UUUUUUUUUUUCCUCCUCUCCGUCUCCGUCUCUCCCUCUCCCUCCGUCUCUCUCUCUCUCUCCCUUUCUGUCGCCCCCAGUGCAACUUUUGCAGGGAGCCCCGGCGCACGCAGCCAUGCCGCGCUGAGCGCGGGGGCACGGCGCCAGCCCCCCUCCCUCCCUCCCUCUCUCCCUCCCUCCCUCCUUCCCUCCUCCCUCCCCAGCGCCGCCGUCCCGAGCCGGGGGGGCCCCGCCGCCCGCCGCCCCUGCCCGGCCCCGCGCCUCGCCCCGGCCCCGGCCCGGCCCGGCCCGGCCCGGCGCGGCGCCGCCGCCCCCCGCCCGCUCGCCCGCCCGCCCCGGCCGCGUCGGAGGGCCGGCAGCGGGGCUGGAUGUGCCCGGCUCCCCCCGCGCUGAGGCGGGCAGCGAUGCAGAAGGCAGGCGGCAGCUUCGCCUCCGCCGAGAGACACCCGCUCAAGAUGGCAGAUGUGUGCUGAGUUUGGGGGGCUGCGAUCUCGCGUCGUUCGUGGCGGCGUUGCCAUGAAUAACAGGCGUCCUUGCACCGAUGGCCCCCAUGUACGAAGUUGAUCACUGCAACAGAAAUGAAGGUGGGGGUAUUGAAGCAAGCUGGAGCGAUUGCUUUGCUGGUUAUUUGUGUGUAUGGCCUCGCAUGUGCAAGUUUUCUCUCCUCACACCCUUCAGUCAAGUGCCUUCUGUAGCGUGAAGAAACUGAAAGUGGAGCCGAGUUCUAACUGGGAUAUGACUGGGUACGGCACACACAGCAAAGUCUACAGCCAGAGCAAGAACGUGCAGUCCUCCCAAGCAGCUGCCGCCGCCGCUGUCAACGCCUCCCUCCAGAUCCCCAACCCGAGCAUCCCGUACGAGCAGACCAUCAUCUUCCCAGCCAGCACGGGGCACAUCGUGGUGACGUCCGCCAACAGCACUUCUGGUGUGGUUGCAGUGUCUGGGCAAACACUGGGCGGGCCACACAACCUGAUGCGUCGCAGCACUGUGAGCCUUCUGGACACCUACCAAAAAUGUGGACUUAAGCGGAAGAGUGAGGAGAUCGAGAACACAAGCAGCGUGCAGAUCAUCGAAGAGCACCCACCAAUGAUUCAGAACAAUGCCAGUGGGGCCACCAUAGCCACCGCCACCACCUCCACGGCCACAUCCAAAAACAGUGGCUCCAACAGCGAAGGGGAUUACCAGCUGGUGCAACAUGAGGUGCUCUGUUCCAUGACCAACACAUACGAAGUGUUAGAGUUUCUUGGCCGGGGAACCUUUGGACAAGUAGUCAAAUGCUGGAAACGUGGCACUAAUGAGAUUGUGGCCAUCAAGAUCCUGAAGAACCAUCCUUCCUAUGCCCGGCAAGGCCAGAUUGAAGUGAGCAUCCUGGCUCGGCUGAGCACAGAAAGCGCAGAUGACUACAACUUUGUCCGCGCGUACGAGUGCUUCCAGCACAAGAAUCACACGUGCUUGGUCUUUGAAAUGUUGGAGCAGAACCUCUAUGAUUUCCUAAAACAAAACAAAUUCAGUCCCUUGCCCCUUAAGUACAUUCGACCAAUUCUCCAGCAGGUAGCAACUGCCCUAAUGAAGCUGAAAAGCCUGGGACUGAUUCAUGCUGAUCUCAAGCCAGAGAACAUCAUGUUGGUAGACCCAUCCCGACAGCCAUAUAGGGUCAAGGUCAUAGACUUUGGUUCAGCUAGCCAUGUGUCUAAAGCCGUGUGUUCUACCUACCUUCAAUCCAGAUAUUACAGAGCCCCUGAAAUCAUCCUCGGUUUACCAUUUUGUGAAGCAAUCGAUAUGUGGUCAUUGGGAUGUGUCAUUGCAGAACUGUUCUUGGGCUGGCCUUUAUACCCAGGAGCUUCAGAGUAUGAUCAGAUCCGCUAUAUUUCACAGACACAGGGCUUACCAGCAGAGUAUUUGUUAAGUGCAGGGACAAAGACUACAAGGUUUUUCAACAGGGAUACAGACUCACCAUAUCCUUUGUGGAGGCUGAAGACGCCAGAUGAUCAUGAGGCAGAGACAGGGAUUAAGUCGAAGGAAGCAAGGAAGUAUAUUUUCAACUGUUUGGAUGAUAUGGCACAGGUAAGAGCACUGGUGAAUAUGACAACAGAUUUGGAAGGAAGUGAUAUGUUGGUGGAAAAGGCAGACCGGCGGGAGUUUAUAGAUCUGUUAAAGAAGAUGUUGACGAUAGAUGCAGAUAAGAGAAUAACACCCAUUGAAACUCUGAACCAUCCUUUUGUCACCAUGACACACUUGCUUGAUUUCCCUCACAGCACACACGUCAAGUCCUGCUUCCAGAACAUGGAGAUUUGCAAGCGGCGGGUGAAUAUGUACGACACCGUGAACCAGAGCAAGACACCAUUCAUCACCCAUGUAGCCCCGAGCACAUCUACCAACUUGACCAUGACUUUUAACAACCAGCUGAACACGGUUCACAACCAGACCACCAACCUGGCUCCCACCUCCUCCAGUGCCACUAUUUCCUUAGCCAACCCCGAAGUCUCCAUACUAAAUUACCAAUCUGCACUCUACCAGCCCUCAGCGGCGUCCAUGGCUGCGGUGGCCCAGCGGAGCAUGCCCUUGCAGACAGGAACAGCGCAGAUCUGUGCCCGGCCCGACCCCUUCCAGCAAGCUCUCAUCGUCUGCCCACCAGGCUUCCAAGGGUUACAAGCCUCCCCUUCGAAGCAUGCUGGGUACUCGGUUCGGAUGGAGAACGCCGUUCCCAUCGUCACUCAGGCUCCUGGGGCCCAGCCUCUUCAGAUCCAGCCAGGACUCCUCGCACAGCAAGCCUGGCCCAGCGGCACACAGCAGAUUCUGCUUCCUCCCGCCUGGCAGCAGCUGACUGGAGUUGCUACCCACACAUCUGUCCAGCAUGCGACCGUGAUCCCAGAGUCCAUGGCUGGGACCCAGCCACUGGCAGACUGGAGAAACACCCAUGCUCAUGGCAGCCACUAUAACCCCAUCAUGCAGCAGCCCACGCUGUUAGCUAGCCAUGUGACUCUUCCCGCAGCCCAGCCCGUGAACGUGGGUGUCGCGCACGUCAUGCGCCAGCCGCCCGCCGCCACCACCUCCGCCAGGAAGAGUAAGCAGCACCAGUCGGCACCCCGAAAUGCAUCCACCUAUGAAGUUUCAUCCUCUCAGUCCAUCAGCUCGCCUCAGCGGUCGAAACGAGUGAAGGAAAACACCCCGCCUCGCUGUGCCAUGGUGCACAACAGCCCUGCCUGCAGCACCUCCGUCACAUGUGGUUGGGGCGACGUGGCGACCAGCACCACUCGGGAGCGGCAGCGGCAGACGAUAAUCAUUCCCGACACCCCCAGCCCCGCAGUGAGUGUCAUCACUAUCAGCAGCGACACAGACGAAGAGGAGGAGCAGAAGCAUGCGCCCACCAGCACCUUGUCCAAGCAAAGGAAGAACGUCAUCAGCUGUGUCACUGUGCAUGAUUCCCCCUACUCAGAUUCCUCCAGCAACAACAGCCCUUACGCAGUGCAGCAUCGCACAGGGCAAAACAACGGGAACACCUAUGACACCAAAGGGGUUCCAGAGACUCACUGCAGUGGGAACCCCCGAACGAUCAUCGUGCCGCCACUGAAAACCCAGGCCAGUGAGGUGUUGGUAGAGUGCGAUAGCCUGGCGCCAGUCACCACCAGUCACCACUCAUCCUCCUACAAGUCCAAGUCCUCCAGCACCGUGACCUCCACCAGCGGUCACUCUUCAGGGAGCUCGUCUGGAGCCGUUGCCUAUAGGCAGCAGCGACCAGGAGCACAUUUCCAGCAGCAGCAGCCUCUUAAUCUAAGCCAGGCCCAGCAGCACAUCACGACCGAUCGCACAGGGAGUCACCGGAGACAGCAAGCCUACAUCACUCCAACGAUAGCUCAGGCCCCGUACUCUUUCCCGCACAAUAGUCCCAGCCAUGGUACAGUUCAUCCUCACUUGGCCGCAGCUGCCGCUGCUCACCUGCCCACCCAACCCCACCUCUACACAUACACCGCCCCCGCUGCACUGGGCUCCACGGGCACCGUUGCUCACCUGGUGGCCUCCCAAGGGUCUGCGCGGCAUGCUGUGCAGCACACCACCUACCCCGCCAGCAUCGUCCACCAGGUCCCUGUCAGCAUGGGCCCGCGCGUUUUGCCCUCACCCACCAUCCACCCGAGUCAAUACCAGGCUCAGUUUGCCCAUCAGACCUAUAUCAGUGCUUCUCCAGCCUCCACAGUCUACACUGGAUACCCACUGAGCCCCACCAAGGUCAACCAGUACCCUUACAUCUAAACACUGGAAUAAGGAGCAAGAGACACACCCAUCACGAGGGAGUGAGGCGGCUGCUUUUGUACUGAAGAACAUGACAAACUAACAAUGCAAUGGGAGGCUCACAUGAAACUUGAAUGAAGGAGACUUUAAGGAAGAAACGAUAAAGAGGAAAGAAGGGGGAGAACCAAUUCUACACUUUUUAUUUAAAAAAAAAGAAAAUGGAAAAAAAGAACAGAAAAACAUAAAACAAAACCACAAAAAACAACCGUUCUGCACCAAACUAGAGAGAGAGAGAGAAGCAGAAGGACCCUCCAGUGGGGUCCUGUGUUUUGAAGAACUUCACCAAUAGACUUUUAAAGGUUAUUUUCAUCCAGUAGUGAGCUACAUUUAGAAAUUCGUUGUCCAGAACACCUAAAAUGAAAUCCAUUAGGUUUUUAAUCCAAUAGGUGUAUGGAUUAGGGAUUUAUCCAGAAUUUCAAAGGGUUUAUGCCCCAUCUUUGGAGUGAUCUCUGUAUCCCAAAACAUACAUGAGAUUUUGGGUCUUUUAUGGAAAUAGGAAGCGGGUAAGGGAGGCUGGUGGAGGAGAGGAAGAUGUUGUCCUAGUGCUCUAAAUUCUGAUCUAAUGCUAAUACACCUAAACAUACAUGGGCAAAACAGAACAUAGAGCACUGGUCAAGAUCAGAAGCAAUGGAGUUGUUUUCCCUUUUGUUGAAUACACUGGAUAAAUCCCUGAGAAAUGCUAUUCCUAUACAAGAUCUCUAAUAAUGUAUGUUGGAUUUCAGUUUCAUUUUAUUUUAUUUGGAAAUUUUCCUCUUAAUCCCUAGCCAUUUUAGUAUAGGAGGAGACAUUUUAGCUGGCCCCCUGAUAGAAUGUAGCACUAUACAGGUCAUACACCCUUUUUACUAUUUUAUGUUGAACUUCAACGAUACCAAUAGACUAUUCCUCAAUGUGAUUGCACAAAGAAAAGUGAUAUAACAUAGGCAUGUAACAAAUGUGAUUGUCCAGGUAUGUAUGUAUGUGUGUGUGUGUGCAGAUGCUGCCUUCUCUCUGUGGUGUGUUCCUCAGCACAGCCAUUACAACUGUCACAGUCUUAGUUUUACAUCAUUCCCUCGUAGUGCCUUACCGAACUACAGAUGCGGUUUAAGGGUUUACUUCCACUGGUACUCCUAGAAACUGACUGAGACUAGUUGGAAUUUAAUCUCAGCUCUUUUUCUUUUGGGGUUGUUAUUGCUGAUUUUCUUCUUCUGGUGGUGUUUUUGGGUUUUUUUUCCCCCCAUGUUGUCAAUCUUAGCUCACUUGGCAAGGUGUUGGGGAGGCUGGUAGGGGCUGGAAGUGCUUAUGUCUGGGUGUUUUGUCUAGCACUGUAUGGGCUGGAAGUAACCGGGCUGGUUGUGAGACCCAGCAUGACUUCCAAAGGGUCUAAGGAUUUGCUUGUAGCUUGGUCUGUUUCUAUCCUAUUGAAACACCAGGUUUCCUCCUGGGAAACUGAAUUCUCAUUCUGCUGUUUGCUAACGUUCUUCAUGGAGUAGAAGGAUAGAUUACUCCCAUCUUUGCUUUAGAAUUAUCCAGCCUGUCAAUUUGUCCUGGUUGUAUGUCUGAAACGGGAACAAAACUUCAGCCCAUGAAAAGGGGAAACACUAGUUAUUGCCAACAUCUCUCACUACAUCCAUCAAUGGGAGGGGGUAGAGAAGGAGGUAAAUUGGGUGUCCAACAGUAAGCAUGCGAAAAUACAGUUGAAAGAGUCAAACUCAGGUUUCUUAAGUGAAAAGAUAAUAUUUUAAGACUUUGGCCCAUACCCACUGUAACAUAGUUGUGACAGUAUCGGUUUCCUCUCCGCCCUCAACUACUUUAUGAAAGAUUUCUUGCUGUGGUAGAGUCCCCUUGAAGCAGGGAGCACGUUGUUACUGUGGCUUCUCCAUGCCAAAGGAACGUCUAAGCACUGUUGCUUUUGACAGGUUUCUAACAGGAGCCUUUUUCUACAGUUGGGUUUGGUUAGGAGGGAAGUUCUGCUGAUAACAGUUGCACUAUUGCAUCGAUAUUCAGAAGUGUCUCUAGAGUACCCAUGUAUAUGGAUGGGCUUGGAAGGAGGGAGAGGAAAGAGUUUGAUGGAAAGUCUCUGUGAAAGCUGAAGUCUACAUGGCUACUCAGUUCCACUCUACAUUUCCCUGUAACUAGAGCAUGAAGUAUUUAAGGAUUUUACAAGAUGCCGGAAAAUAGCAGGUUCAAUGGCAGAGUGACGAGGGAUGCAUUCCCUGGGUGGCAGUAAGGUGGAAAGAGCUGACGAAAAGAUAAGCACAAGUGUAUCGCCUUGUGUUGAGUGCUUGGCUGGCCUGGAAGAAGAAGGGAUUCUGCUGUGUAUAGAUGGUUCAGCAAGAUUAUUGUCUUCUGGCAAACCACCCAAUAGCCUCUGUGGUUGCCAACUCUGAUUCCUGGGCUAUCCUUGCACAGUUUUCUUUUCCUGCCUGUCCUUCAUUCCAGCUCAAUAUACUGUAGAUGAGGAUGUGAUCUCCCAGCAGUCUAUGCACCUUACUCCCUUCCUUUGAAAAGACAACACUUCCCCUUUCAUCUAAGGCAGGAAAAUAAUUUCCCAUUUUGUUGAUGAAGUUCUGUUGCAUUCCUCUCCUGUCCCAUCAGUUCAGGAAUGAGAGCAUCAUGCUGCUUGUGUCAUGAAAAGGAAAGAUAAUGUUAUUUUAUUGUAUGGUUGUUAUGAUUAUUAUUAUUUUAUUAUUAUUAUAUUUUACUCUGGGUUUUAAUUGCACAUGCAUUCCUUAAUCUUUGUUAUUUUUUCUCUUAGUAUUGUUGUUGCUAUUGUUAAUUUUAUUACUCUUCAUCAGUGGCAUCAGAAGGGUUGCUGUGUUUGUGAAAACUGCUGGAGGAAGGGGAAACAAGAUUGUCCUGAAAAUGAAAACCCUGCUAAUAACCUAGGAGGAGUGAGGCUGCUGUGUGAGAGUGGUUACAGCUGUGAGGGGUCAGAAGUUAUCCUGCAUGUCACAUCUGCAUUUCAGGACAAGUCCAGAAACGUUUAUUCAGAGGCCAAAACCAAACAGCAGAUAACAUAAUUAUCUCUCAGGAGGGCUGGAUUAAAGGCAGGUAAGGACCCUGGUGCCUUAAGAUCCAGCUCACCAUUAUUUUGUUUGAUAGGACAUUUACGUGAGAUCAAGACCUACUUGUGCUCCAGGCCAUGCUCAUUUGACCCUUUUGAUUAACCCAAGGCCACAUUAAGUGUUAGGAGUUCAGUUUUCCUAAAGGUGAAAGCAAAUAGAUGGUUCUCCAAAGACAGGACUAUCUGAGGAGCCCCAGUGGAGGAGUGAAUGGGACUCUCAGUCUGGUCACUGGAUAAACAACACUGACACACAGAGAAGGCAUUAGCUAGUUAAAACACAGCCACAAAAAGAGCAGGGUUCCUCUCCUGUUCUUCCACUCUCGCUAAAGAUUAAUGAUGUGUCCAAAGGGCCAGGAUUCUUGGUUUGCUUUUUUUUGUCCUUCAUGUAGAUUCUCCCUUCUUUUAUUAUUAUUUGUUGUGGAAUUUUAUUAAGCUAUUCUAGUUUCUAGAAUUUAGGUAUUUAUGUUUUCAUUUUUAUCACCUGCUCUGUUAGAAUGGGGGGAGCAAUGACUGAAUUUAAACUCCAUAAAAAAUGACAGGACUUCAGCAGAGACUUAAUGUUAAUCAUGCACGUCAGUACUUUGGUAAAGAAGAAAGGACUUAAACCCUUCAAGUUAAUUACUUGUUUAUAUGCUUCUCUGGCUUAGGAUCAUCAAAGCAUGGAAGGCUGUAAUCUCAGUCACAGUAAUGUUUGAGUUGAAUUUAUUGUGCUUUCUCUGUGUACCCCUCUGACCUGCUCUUCCACUCAGGCUUGAAUCUGAUUUUGGGGGGGAGUUUGGCAGUAGAGCUGGUAGAAGGGCACACACUGACAGUGCAAAAGGAUGCAUUGCAUGUCAGAGGAGGCAGCCGUUUGUGUUGUCUGUGCUGGAGUCACUAAUUCGCCAGCCAUAGCUCUGGCACGGUCAGAUGACUGUGGCAACGGGACGCUGCAGUUGCAAGAGAUGGACAGCAUAGCCACUCAACUGCUUUGAUGUUGCAGUGAUGAGUGGGAGCAGUGUUUUCUGGUGGGCAUGGGGGAAGUGAACAACACCUCCCCCCUCACUCCUGAAUGAAGACAUAGUAUGGAAAAGUGUGAUCCCAUUAGCCACAUGGGAAACUGGACCAUAUUAGCAGAAGAAGUAAAAGCUUUUGGUGCCAAGUAUAUAAUAACAGCCAGCUUGUUGUUUGCAAAGUCCUUUGGAGAAGAAAUGGGAUAGGCGUGUUUGGGUUGGGUUGAUGUUCUUUGUGUGUGUGGAGUAAACUGCAUGGAAACUUGAGAGAGGAAGUGAAUGUUUAGAUACUGGAAGUUUUAUGGGUGGCUUAUGGCUGGCACAGUGAAAAAGUAAUCCCUUUCCUCAUCAUCUUGUCUUGCAUUCUUCUCACAUGGGAAGCAGGAAGAUGCAUGGACAUCACCACUCCUUAGAGGUGGAUGUUCAGACUACUGCUGUGAAACCAGAAUGUAAAAGGGAGUGGAAAAAAUAAGUAACAUAAGCAGAACGGAAGAACUGAAUGGAAGCAUUUCUCACUGGAGACUGGGUCAAAUCCAGCUGUUUGAGAGAGCAAAUGCAAUUCCAUCCCCCUCAGCAGAUCUGUCCCUGCUUGUGCCCAACGAAUUGUCUUUCUCUCUCUCUCUCUUUCUCUAGUAGAUUUGUCAUAAUACAUAAGACAUUCCAGGAAAGGGAUGGUUCUAUCUCUGAUGUUUUUUCUUUUUUAUACUUUCAAGGGAUUAUGUCUCACAAUUCGGCUUGAAAGAAAUUCCAUUAGCAAACUUGAAGGGAAGAUAAACCCAUGUUUUUAUUUAACCAAAGAAAACUUUUUUUUAAAGAGAGAGAGAAAGAGACCUCCGGCCAUUUCAGGUAUAGAACUAAGUUACAAGUCACGACUGUCAGGCAAUAGUGCUAAGCUAUGGAAUUCCAUCUUUCUUUUGUCUUCUUUUUCCUUUUCUCUCUCAAGUUUCUAUCAUUGUUUUGAGUAGCUAGCUUGAUGAGCAGAGAAAUUCACACUAAAUAUUGCUGCUAUCCUAAACUUUAGGGGAUGUUAAAAAUUUUAUUCUUCUCUCAUUAUUGUUCACAUUGAUUAAAAUAUGUCAGUGGCAACAAUGCAGUGUUAAAAUUGUGAGCUGCAUAGUGGGGAUAAGCUUCUGGAUGCUCUGCAUGCUUCUGUAGUGUCUCCUUCUCUGGAUUUAGGGUGCUGGUUUUGUUCUGUGGUCAGACCGAGAACAGUGCUGCAAUGAACAGCGUAUGUGUUUUUCCAUGCCUUGGUAAUCAGCCCAACAGAGAGAUCUGCAGUGCUACCUAUUGCCCAAAUUCUGGAUACCUGUAUGCAAGGUCUGAAUAAAUAAUUUUUGCUCAGGGCAGGCAACACACAAGGGGAAAAGGUUGGGAAGGGAAUUAUUUCUUCCUUCCUGCUGACAUCGCUGUGCCUGCUGGGAUCCCAUUUCCCAUGGGAGCUUCAGAGCAGUGGAUCUGCAGUUCUGGACAUUCACCCAUGUUGUCACCCUGUCCCCGGGUCUCCCAGGCACUUUGGUGAAGAGUGCCUGUGUCCAACAUAUAUGGAGUCCCCCCAGCUUACUUCUUGUGGCCUGCUUCUGUGCAUACAAAUCGUUUUACUCCUUCCAUACUCCCAGAGGAGAAGAGGGGUCUCCGUUCCUGGGUUCUUGCACUGUCAUGCUCCAGCAAAACUGCCUUUGAAGACAAUGAGCAUUUCACUGGAGGGCGGACCUGGCCGCAGUCAAGGGCCCGAGCUCUGAACAUUGAGCGAAGUACAAUAUUUUACAGCUGUGGGCAAAGCCAUUGUGGUAGGACAGUGGUAAACUGUAGUGUUUGGGCUCCUUGCUGGAGUACUGGUUUUGAAGAGCAGCAUUCUCCAUGCUGGUCCCUGUCCCAGUGAUACCUUCCUCCUACAGUCCAGGAAUGUCACCAAUUCAGAGUGACACCACCACAUACAUCAGUGCGCUCAUCUCCCACCGCAGGAACGCAGCAGGACCCAGCACAGGGACAGGCCGAUCGAAGUAAGCCUGGGUAGCCUUCAGAUCAGAACCAAGGACUCUGUCCUGAAGAUACUUUUGCCCAUAACAAAAAUAAUUUUGGGAGUAACCCCCCCCCAGUGAAAUUACUCUCCUGUACAAAGCUGCUCAUGCAGGGUAAAGGUUUGCAGAAUCGGAUUCUAGGUGAGCCAGGCUGAGCUCUGCAUGUGUCAAAUAAUUUCGGUGGAAAGACACAUUUUACAGCAUUUAUACAAAUCAAGAGUGAAAUUUGAAUGGUAAAUUAGCUUGAUUCUUCAGAAGUCUUAGGAAGCAUACUAUGAGGCUUUGCUUUCUGCAUUUAUAGUUUGAAACUCCUGUUUCUCAUUUACGGGUUAGCUUUGUCCUUCCACUUUUAGCAGUGCUGCUAUAACAUACUAUUCAUGUGUGUUUGAAGAUAAAGUUUUUGUUUUUAAUCUUUUGCUUAUCAUAGUUAAUCUAAGAAAGGCAAUACUAAAGGUAUAUUUUUUUCCAAAAAUGAUAUUUUUUACUGCACUGAUAAAUAUUGUGACAUCUCUGUUCAUAACUCUUUAGCUGUGAGGGGAACUGUGUGCAGAUUCACACAAACCUUGUAAAUACUUGUGUGUACUUCUGACAGCCAGGGAUUUUUUUUCUUUCUUUAAAACAAGGUUUCCUCUUUGAAAGAAAAAGCAAUGGGCAAAAUGCUCAGAGCAAAAGAAAAGCUUAUCCCACUUUCAGAACAUAGCCAAGGAGUUUUUGCAGUGCUGGCAUAGAGUUAAUAUUUAAUGCAGAUGUGUUCUGAUUUUUUUUUUCAGGAAAUUGUUUGGAAAGGAAAAAGUUAGAAAAGCUUUGGUCUGGAAUUCUGAUCAGAAAUGUUACUCAUCUAUUAUAUGGCACCUCUGAUUAUUGUUUUCCUUUUUUUUUUUUUUUUUAAUAUUGGCUUGUUCUAGGCUUGCUUGCCUGAGUUCUAGGUUAGUCUGUAGGUGUUCUGGGCUCGCCUGCUGCUCUAGAACCACUGACUCCUUUGGAAGCAAACCCUCCUGAUCAGGAUUCUGGAUUCUGAUUGCUAUAAAAGGUAUUCCCGAAUAUUGUGGAAUACCUUCAGUUUUUUAAAGAAGGAUUUAGAUACACUUAUAUUACGCAAACUGUGACCUAAUGGCAAUAAUUACCUCAAAUGUGGGCAUUCAUCCUGGUUUUAGCCUUUUUGAAAACAUGUAGCCAGCUUGAACUUUGAUUCAAAGACUAUAAACUCUGUAUGGGCGGAAUAAUGAUAAAUGCCCACCCUGGUCAUUGUUGCUUGAGUGAAUUCUGAAGACAGUGAAUCUUUAAAAAGAAAAAAUUAAACCAAGGAAUAGAUUACUCUUUUAUGUAUUUUAAUCAAUUGUGAUGUUAAAAUGCACAUGUAAGUAUAUAUGUUUAUAGCUACUGUAAAAUGCUUUGGCCUUCUAGAAGAUAUUUAAUGAGUCACAUUUUAAACCAAUAUGAACUAAAUAAUAGACUGUGGCUACUUAAACAGUUUUCUGGCUACAUUUUAUAGUUAUUACAGUGUUUUAUAGUUUACAUUUAAACUGGUACUUUUUAAGGGAAAUCUUGUGUUUGUAAGUGACACCUUCAAAAACUCAGUACAGCUGCCUCUUUUUAAUUUUGCCCUUUAAAAUGGAAAAGUACAAGUGUGUCUUUAAUAUGUAUAUUCUGUUUUGAGAUAUAACAUAGUGUUGGAAAGUCAAUCCAGAUCAAGUAAUCCACUGUAUUCCAAAGUCUGGUUGAAAAAAAUACUCCACCCACUUUGAAGUUUUAGCACGUAUAGUCCAACAGAUAAGCUAUUUGUUUGCUUGUUUUAAUAACGUACUCUAUCAAAGCUGCUUGGGUUGAAGCAGGGAGCAUACUACUUCUAUGUACGAUCUACUAUUCUAUGUAGGAUCCUCAUCUGGAUGAAGAUACCCAUAUAAGGAGAAUGAAGGAUAUUCAAAGGAAGGAAUGUAUUGUACUGUUGAUAACUCAUUAGCUGACUGAUUGAUUCCUGAGUUACUGAAUGCCUGUUUUAUUUUGGUUUUUUUGUGUGUGUGAUAGCCACUCAGAGGCAAUGCUGUAAUUUGGCUUUCAUCUGUUCACCCCUUUAUUACAAAUGAUGCUUACCACCCCAAAAGUGUUUUGAACCAGUAAACGAAAUACAAAGUUCAUUGACCAUCUCCUUGUCAACUUUAUUUUCUUAGCCAAUGUCAGUUCCUAUCAAUGCUGUUUCCUUGCUGUUAUAAGUUACUGUGUAUUUUGCAUUUUGAUAUAUCACGUUACCCCCCUCCCCAGUCUCGCUUAGCCAUGAGUACCUGUCUAGUUUUGUCUUCGUUUUCUUUCACUUGGGUAACCAAUGAACAAGGUAUAAAAGUCUGCUGGGCAAAAUGGUACUUUUAGUUCAUGAAAAUACAGGAAUUGGCAUUCAAAAGGAAAAAAAAUCUAUCUGAAGAGCUGAGCUUCAGUUGUGGAGCUUGGGUACUCUCGGGAAGGCUCCUUGCGUUCUUCCGUCAUGCCUGACACAGCUGUAUCAGCGAGCUUAGGAACAGAGGUAGUAAAAGCAAGUGGUCAGUGCUGCUUUGCAGUUGGGCUCCUGUGCUGCUCCCAGUACAAUCAGUGGCCGGGAGGUGAGGCCAGGGCAAUCAGCUUGGCCUCCGCCAUUACCUCCAUUCGUGGCUGCCCUGCGUGCCCUGUAAUCCACAUUACCAAAGCGAUAACUUACCAUAUGACAGCGGAGGACUGUGAGCAGCACUUGGGCAAACUGGAAAACGUCCACCCUCUCAUAGCGCACAGUCACACAAGCACUGUAUUUUGCUGCCCGCAGCGUCUGCCUGCUCUUUUGUUAUUACGGGGGGGGGUCAGACCCAGAGAUGAAUGAAGGCGCAAGAGUCUUUUUGAACACUUUGGCUUGGACCUUGCUAAGCAAGAAGGGGUUUCCAACACUGGCAACGCACAUCCCGUAGAAUCUGAAUGGUUACAUAUAGCACCUCUGCCCUCAGAAAGGAAAUCAAAUGCUUCUGCAAUGCUUCCACGUUACGUGGUUACAUACAACACUUCUGGCUUUUCUUUUUUCCCCCUUUAUUUCUUAUGUGUUUGGGUUUGUUUUGUUUUGUUUUGUUCUGUAUUCUUCUUGAAAUGAAACUUCCAUGGAUAUUCCAGGGCACAACCAUUUCAGGUGUAAAAAGGAUCUCCUCAUCCCAUGUUUCACCAACAAAGAAAACAAGGCAUCUUGGGUACCAGAUUCUACUUGGGCAGAAUCAGAAUGUAGCCUGUAUCUUUUAUACCAAAUUAAAUUUCUGAAAGGAGAGGAAGUGUAAUUAAUAGCUUUAUUAAAGAAGUGUGUGUGUGAGAGAGAGUAAGAGAAGGAGAGAGAAAGAGAGAAGAAAGAGAGGCAUCUAGGAAGUUGAAGAGUCUAGACUUCGGGUAGUUAAAAAUGAACCAACAGGUGAAACAUUUUUUUAUGAAUAGCAAAAUCCUUUUGAAAAAAAAAAGGGGGGGGGGGAAUGGAGGGAAUGUUUUAUACCUUUUGACUGCCCACAAAGCCAGUGUACUCUGGAAGGAAAGUGGAAGUUAACAUACACUGCACCAAAAUUUUUAAGGGGAAGAGGGGGGGGAAAAAGCUGUGAAUUACUAUCACGAUUGCAAGAGAAAAGAUGCCCCUGCCCCAGCUCUAUAUCUUGAAUGGUUCUUUCUCUACAGUAUCAUCUCAGCCCAGUAACCCCACAAAAGCCCUGAGCCGUUGUGUUCCUUCACUGUACGGUUUCUGUAAUAAGAGUGUUAAUCCAUGUUAAUCUUUGUGAAAAUUAUUGUGUGCAACAGUAUUUUCUUGUGUACUGCUUUUUUCCUACGUGACUUGUCCCUUUCUUUUUUUCUUUUUUGUUUCUUUCUUUUUCCUUUUCUGUUUUUUUUUCUUUUGGUAAAUAUGUCUUUCUUCUUUUAAAAAAAAACAAAAACAAACUGAUGUGUUGUAGACCUAUAUGUAACCUAUUCCUUAGUCUCAUAUUAUAGGUAUGUUAUAAGAAUGGAUAUUUUACUUGGCUUUAGAAUGUUUUACAAGAAAACUAAUUCUUAACCAAUCAAGUUCUUGCUACUAAAAAAAAAUGCUUGUGUUUUUCAUCAUGACGUUGUGUGCUUCUAAUUAAUAAUCAUUUUCGUUGUAGAAAAAUGGAGUGAAUUUAUAUUAGUCUUGGAAACUAAUAAUAGCAUUGUAAAUUUAUGAGAUGAUUUUAACAGAAAAUACAUUAUAGAAGAAUAUAGUUAUUUUAAUUGUAAUAUUACUAACUGUAGGGUGAGAAAGGAGGUCCCGUUGUGGUGAACUAUGUUAUAGCUUGUUAUUCACAGUUUCUUUUUGAUCAUUUUUUCGGUCUCUGAGGUGAAACGAGUUAUUAAUCAGAAUUUGUAAACUCACAUAUGCAUAUUGUAUAUGUGUAGAAAUGUAAUCACACUUUGUCUUGGAAUUACAUUAAACUGUUUUAAGUCACUGCAAA
Dromaius novaehollandiae (emu) is the source of this 14788-nucleotide messenger RNA. RefSeq names its product homeodomain interacting protein kinase 2 (gene HIPK2). Gene Ontology annotation, biological process: positive regulation of transcription by RNA polymerase II; peptidyl-threonine phosphorylation; peptidyl-serine phosphorylation. Gene Ontology annotation, molecular function: SMAD binding; protein tyrosine kinase activity; protein serine/threonine kinase activity. Gene Ontology annotation, cellular component: PML body; nucleus; cytoplasm. Lineage: Eukaryota; Metazoa; Chordata; Aves; Casuariiformes; Dromaiidae. The transcript has 16 exons. The record is from RefSeq and is a predicted model, not a curated record. The coding region runs from base 637 to 4248 and encodes 1203 amino acids.